AUAACGCCUCCAUCAUCUAAUGACCACGAACAAGUAGCAUUCUACGCCUACAUGUCGUCAUCAAUGACUAACAUCGGUGGACACCACCCGCUGGUCUUUGACGUCGUCAAAACCAAUGUUGGUAACGCAUUCCACCAAAGUACGGGUGCCUUCAUUGUUCCUCAAACAGGACUCUAUGUCUUCACAUGGUCUGUGAGGAUAACUGGCGGUACUUAUCACAGCGUGGAUCUAGUUGUCAAUGGAAAAGAGGAAGGGGCGGUCUACCAAAUUUCUGAAGGUAAUGAAGACGACCAGGGCGGCAGCACUAUCGUUAUUCUGGCCAAUGAACAGGACGAUGUUUUUCUGAGGACAAACAUGGAUUAUAACAAAGGUCCUCUCGUUAGCAACUCGUACGGAUAUACAUCAUUUGCUGGAUGGAAAUUAAACUAAAAACCUAAUUUUAAUAAAUUCAGGAUUGUAGUCCUAUAAAAACUACAA
Saccostrea cuccullata (small rock oyster) is the source of this 477-nucleotide messenger RNA. RefSeq names its product complement C1q-like protein 2. The transcript has a single exon. Lineage: Eukaryota; Metazoa; Mollusca; Bivalvia; Ostreida; Ostreidae. The record is from RefSeq and is a predicted model, not a curated record. Gene Ontology annotation, molecular function: protein binding. Bases 52 to 429 code for a protein of 125 amino acids.